Molecule: messenger RNA, 2185 nt
Organism: Staurois parvus
Lineage: Eukaryota; Metazoa; Chordata; Amphibia; Anura; Ranidae
Source: the annotation of a GenBank genome assembly
AUGAACAGCAGGAGUCCCCACUUUCAGUAUGAUGAAACUGACAGACAGACAAAAAAUAGUCCUUCUCCUCCUCUGGAAUCAACCAGUUCUAAGACUGACACUAAGAAGAAAAACAAACAAAGCAAGAUGAGGGAUGAUCAGGAUAUGGCUAGGGAAGAAUGGGGAGCUACAAGGAGCACCCGGGAUAGAAGUCCUGACACUGACAAGAAUAGUGACUCUUAUUAUUCUGAUGACUAUGACAACACAACCUACGGAUCUGAAGGAUCCCCAACACCUAGCUCAAAGUGUAUAUCUCCUCGUGCCAAGAAAACAGACUAUAAAGUAAGAUCUGUUACACCGGUACAUAAUCGUGGAAUUAGGAAAAUAAACUCCAAGUUUCCAUCGAGUAAACGGGGACCUAGAUGGGGAUUUCGUUCCCAGAGUUUAAGCAAGGAGUCUUCUGCAAAGGACAUUGAUAUGGUUACCAAAAGAGUUCUCUCUGCUCGACUUUUGAAAAUAAAUGAACUAAGAAAUGAGGUUGUAGAGCUUCAAAUGAAACUAGAAGAAUAUCAAAAAGAAAAUAAGACUUUAAAAAGGCUACAGUUCAGGCAAGAAAAAAGCCUUGAAUAAGUUUGAAGAUACAGAAAAUGAGAUCUCACAGCUUUUAUCACGACAUAAUAACGAGGUUAGAAUCUUGAGGGAGCGCCUGCGCAAAUCCCAGGAAAGGGAAAGGAAUAUUGAGAAGAAACUGAAGGAAACGGAGGAUGAGCUAUACAGGACAAAUGGUGCCCUAAAGAAGUUAAAGCAGCUUUCAGAAAAUAGGCAUCUUGCAGAACGGGAUGAGCUUACUAGAAAAGUAGAAAUUCUAGAAAGCAGAUUGGAUGAACGAGAAAGGCGAGUAAAGGAUCUAGAGAAGAAUAUUGAACUGACUCAAAGCAGCUUCCAGAGACAGUUGCUGGCUGAGAAAAAGAGAGCCCAUGAUGCACAAGAAGAAAACAAAUUAUUACGGGAAGAGCUCCAGCGCUUGAUUCAAAAGUUGAAGGAGAAAGAAAGGGAACUUGAUGCAAAAAAUAUAUAUGCUUAUCGUCUUUCCAAGCCUUCACCAAAAAAGGAGACAGAAAUAACUCCUAGGAAGAAAGGAUUAAACCUUUGCAUCAGCGUGGGUGUCCAAACAACUGAAUCCUUGUCUAUGCCAGACUCCAAUUUUCCAGAACCUCCACCCCCUAUAUUCAUGGAUGAAACAAUGGAAAACCAGCAACAGAUUCCAGAAAUGGAACAAGAUAGUCUUGCAAAGCAGAUUAAAGAGGAAGCAGAAAAGCUAAAAAAAGAAAAAGAACAAGCAGAAAGAAGACGUGAUCUAGAAGAAAAGCUCAACAGAGAUAAAGAACAAAAGAUUUUGGAGGACAAAGCAAGAAAGCUGCGUGAUGAAUGGGAAAAAGAAGAGAUGGAAAGAAAAAGAAGAGAAGAGCAAGAUAAACUUCUACAGAAAGAAACUAUAAACAAGUCUGAAGAAGACAGACUUAGAAAGGAACUUUUGCUUGCAAAAAUGUUUGAAAUUGACAGGGAGAACCAGGACCCAUUUUACUCAGAUUCCACUAAACAUAAUUCUAUGAUGACUGUUGGGGAUGCAGCAGGUAAAACUGACAUGGCAGACACAAAACAAAAAACAUACAAGUUCACUGAGCCAACUGAGAAAUUGUUUAAUGGACUUCCAGUUCAAGGAGGGCAAGAGAAAGAUGCCCCAAGUCAUAGAAAUGAAAUCCCGGUUGUCAACACUGGCGAUAUUACAUUUGGGAGCUAUACCCCAUCUUUUGGGAAAGGAAGGUCGCCUGGUAACAGCCAAAAGAAAAAUGUGUCUGCAGAGCCUAUUGUAAGCACUACCAAGCUGGAUAUAAAGAAGGAAAAGAAAUCAAAUUUAAUGGAACAGCUUUUUGGCGGUAGCUCCACCACUGUACUUCCUUCCGUUUCAAAAGGCAGUGAUCAGACUGGUUUUUCAUCCAGCAGUGAUAGAGUUACUGACAGUGACACAAGUAACACUCUGACCUGGGAGCAAAACCACAAACUUAAAGGAAAAGGUGACAUGCCCUUCACCAACGAUGGCAAAACCCUGAGCUCAAUUAGACAUCGCACACAGCACCCACCUGGCAGGCCAAUAGUAAAAGCUAUUGAUUCCUUAGAGGAUGAAAUCGAAGAGGUAGCUUUAUAG